Molecule: messenger RNA, 1662 nt
Organism: Mycena citricolor
Lineage: Eukaryota; Fungi; Basidiomycota; Agaricomycetes; Agaricales; Mycenaceae
Source: the annotation of a GenBank genome assembly
UCGUGGUUGGCUGGGCACAGCGCGAAUUCGAUCUGUCCGAACAGGACGCGGACACAGUAGCGGGGAUUGUGGCGAAUGUGACGCGGUUCAAUGCGCGGUGCAAACCAGAGCUGCUCAACGCGACGACGUACAGUUUGGUUGCGUAUCGCGAAGCAGAAACGAUGCUCGCGGCAUGGUCUAAACUCGUCAGCGCAUCCACAGCUGUCUACGACAACCUCCCGUCGGCGGCGCAGCCGGCGUACUACGAAACCGUGCACCACACGGUGCUGGCAAGCGCGAACCUCGGGACGAUGAUGAUCAAGGCUGGCCAGAACGUGCUGCGCGCGAGCCAAGCGCGGCUGAGCACGAACCAGCUCGCGGACGAGGUCGAGACGCUGUUCGAGAAUGACUUCUCUCUCGAGACGCGCUAUCACGCACUGCUAGACGGCAAAUGGGAGCAUAUGAUGGAUCAGACGCAUAUCGGAUAUGCAUAUUGGCAGCAGCCGAUGACGAACUCGAUGCCGCUGAUCUCGCGAGUGCAGAAGAACAAACAGGCGACACCGGGCCCCAUGCGACUUUCUCCGGAAGGAACGCUGGCUGCAUGGCCCGGCGAUAAUCAGUUCCAGUGCGCGCAAGGAUACAACUGCCCACCACCGACCAUCUCUAUCGACCAAUUCGACCCGAUUUCCGAUCGGUACAUCGAUAUCGGCGCGGGGGGACCCACACCGUUCACGUUCACCGUCGUCAGCAACGCGAGCUGGCUGACGCUGAGCCCCAACCACGGCUCGAUCUCUCCGUCGUCGAAUCAGGAAGUGCGGGUGUUUGCGCGUGUCGAUUGGACGAAGCUGGACGAGGGUCUGAGCACGGCGGCUCUCAACUUCACCGCGUUUGGGGCAGACAAAAAGGUGCUGACCGUGAAUGCGUUUGGCUCGCCGCGGGAUCUGGUGCAGACGUUCAUCGUCGCGAACAAGACGACGCCGAGCGCCGGUUUCCAAGGGUUCGUCGAAGCAGGCGGCGCCGUGUCGUUCGAGGCGCAGCAUGCGACGCGGAACAACUCCGUCGGCGGCAUGGUCUGGCGCACGCUGCCCGGGCUCGGCAAGACGCUCUCGGGCGUGACGCCCUUCCCGCGACUCGGCAACAACGAGAACAACUUCACCGCCGGCGCAGGGCCGUCGCUGGAGUACGACUUUUACACGUUCAGCGGCGGCGCGAACGUGACUGUCGUCACCUACCUGUCGCCGUCGGGCAACGCACUGGGAGCGGACCGCCCGCUGGGCUUCGCGGUGCAGCUCGACGACGCGCCGGCGCAGAGCAACUACUUCUUCCCGUCGGCGGCCCCCGGGUUGGAGCCUGCGCAGUGGAACGGAUUCGUCGCUGCGGAGAUCAUCCAGACGAGGAACGUGUUUGCUGCGCAGCCUGGUGCGCAUACGCUCAAGGUGCGUGUCUGUCCGGUGGGGCGUGAGGUUCAUGUGACGAUACGCGCGCAGUUGUUCAUGAUCGAGCCGGCUGUGGUGGUCCAGAAGAUCGUAGUGGAUACUGGAGGGGUCAAGUCGAGUUAUCUAGGCCCGCCAGAGAGUCUGGUCGUUGGAUGAUGUGUGUUUGAUCACACCCAUGUCCUCUGUUUGCACUAUUCGGAUAGUCAUGCAUCAUCCAUGAAACAUAUUCCAAAAUGUUACACAUUUC